Messenger RNA from Folsomia candida, 2229 nucleotides. RefSeq lists its product as uncharacterized. Lineage: Eukaryota; Metazoa; Arthropoda; Collembola; Entomobryomorpha; Isotomidae. The transcript is spliced from 7 exons. Bases 341 to 2191 code for a protein of 616 amino acids. The record is from RefSeq and is a predicted model, not a curated record.
UACACUUUCUCAUACUCAUAAUGUUCAUGUUAACUUGAGAAAUUGAACUUUUUGGGAGGGAAAGAAACAAUCUCAUCUGUUUAUAUGUAUGCACAUUUCCACAUAAAAUUAAUCUCUCGAUUACAUUAUAUAUUAUUUAAAAAUGCAAUAACGAUGGAUCCUCCCCCAUCACCCAGUUCAAGUAAGUAUACCUUUCGUUCACCGCCGACCAAGAUAAGAAGAAUACCAGCCACUGGAUGUACUUUGUUGUUGACGGGAAUUGCAAAAGCCGGAAAGACGACAAUUUCCGACAGAUUGACCCGACUCCUCAAAAGCUACGACAUUCCGGUUAAGCAGAUUGAUGGGAAAAAACUUGCUGUCGGACUCUGCGCCAAAACUCCCUGCAAAGAACAUUUUGUCCACCAUGCGAGAUCGAGCGGAAGCACGAGAAAAUCAUGCUAAUUGCAAAUUGCGAUUUUUAGAGGUUUAUGUUGAAAGGGACAAGGAGGUCAGUAGGAAAGAAACCGGUCUGGAUAGAAAUGUUGCUCAUGCAGUUGAUGAUGAUUAUCAGUCACCCACCACUAACCAACCUGUCGAUAUCCAUUUACAUCGGCUUGGGAAAAAUGUGGACGAAUUGAUGAAUACCUUUGUGAUAAAACUAAUUGAUCUUAACGUCAUCCCUUACUAUGUCAACCAACCAUCAUCUCCAAUGAGCAUUCCACCGUCCUCGCCUUCCUCAACAACAUCAGUCAGCGAUGGGGAGGGAAGUAUUUCCAAAAAACCGUAUAACAGAAGUGCACUGGGUUCUAUUUUCGAUCAAAUCUUCUUGGAUAUGAAACGACUGGGUUUUACUGGAAAUAUUUGGGAUGGAAACACAACAAACUCGUACUUCAAACUAGUGAUGGACGAGUGGACUGAGCAUUACAAUUCCCAUCAAGGGCAGGACAAAUUUUACCCUGUUUUUAUUCCAAACCCACACACAACGGUUACACCCACAACUACACCGGAAAGAAAGAAAGAAGAACAAAAUAUUAACACAAAUGAAGAUGAUUUUAUACCUUUGUAUUGGGAUGUGUCUGUACAAACUAUCAGGUUUGGGAAAAUUAAGGAUAAAAGAUUCUUGCCACCACGCGUAAAAUGUUGCAAAUGUUGGAGUAUAGCAACAUCCUCAGGUCACUUAUGCAACCCGCACAGUACCACAAGGACAACAUAUCUUGCACUACUACAUGAUGAAAAUGAAUCCGACCACCACUAUUAUGCAUGCAUCAAUUACACAAGAGCAAAGAAACAGACAUAUAACCAAACGUCGUUGAUGAUGCUCGGGAAAUCUAAUAAAAUGAAACUGUUCGGUGAUUACUUAGCUUCCCAUGUGUACAACAAUUUUACUCCCAUUUACGAACAAUCGGUACUUUCAUCCUCUUCUGAAAGAGAGACACUCCUCCACACAACAAAGUUAUCUGUGGCCCUCAUCUGUCUAUUUAGAAAUAUUAAUCGAAUUGAAACAGGUGUCCCUACCAUACCACAUAUCUUCCUGCAAAAUGACAUCGACAUGUUCUCUACUAAUUUGGCCGUGGUAUGCAACAUGUUGGAGGAGAACGGGAUUACUUUCUCAUACAGUGACGAAAACGAACAAGUACAAGAUGAGUCUCCGAUAGUUACCACAUACUACGACACUUUGCCACGGGUCUAUUUUGGCGUUGAAGAGGAGGAAAAGCUCAACAAUGGUCUCAAGAAAGCCAAAGAUAGGACUGGAGUAGGGAGCAAAUACACUCAUACUGCUAAUUAUAAACCUGGCCCUUUGUACCAAACUACACUGACUCCCGAACAGGAGGAAAUUGUUACUUAUACUCCAACUAAACCGAAUGAUAAGUGGACCCCAAAACAACUAAAACAACAACAAGAGUUGGAUAAACAAAUGAAGGAUAGUUUUCAUUCCCUACAUAAAUUAGUUGGUGAUGACUGUACUAAUAAGGAAAAGUUAGGUAUUGCUACAUUGGUCGUUGCUGAGAUGCUAAGAUUAUCUAGAAGAGGGACACCUAUUGUCCGCCAUAAUAAAGUAUAUAAUCAUACGGAUAAUGUAGGACCAGGAGACUAUUUGUACAUGCAGAAGGUUUUCAAAUUAAUUACAGGUAGUGAUAUGUCUUUUUCUGUUAAUCAUGACCUACAUAGUAUAACUUUCAAUGAUGUCUUUUUUCAGUUAACCCUUCAAUGAUAAUAAUGGAAUAAAUAUAUCCGCUGAUCGUAACCUAA